AUGUCCCCUGAAAAUGACUACCUCUUCUUCAACUGCAGCAAGGAUCAUGUGAUCGUCGAGCCGAAGCCUAACUUCUGUCGAAGGUUUCCCGACGAGUGCGGUUCUUCAUGUGAUAGCGGUAGUUAUCUUUGCAGGCAUUUAACUGAAUGUGCCACCCCAGUUCGUGGUAGUUUUUGCUGCUCGUACAACCCCAAGUGUUUUGGAGAACUGUUGGUGCAACUGCAGAUUCUCCAUAUAACCAAUAGUCCAGUGUCAGGAUCCAUAUAUGGGAGCCGGAACAUGCGGAUUCGAUAUGAACUUCCAGUGUCAGGGACUGUAACUGCGGUUAAAGCUGCCGGAGCCAUAGGAAUUGGGAUCAGCAUUUGGUUCUUGAAGAAAGUAUGA
Molecule: messenger RNA, 384 nt
Organism: Hibiscus syriacus
Lineage: Eukaryota; Viridiplantae; Streptophyta; Magnoliopsida; Malvales; Malvaceae
Exons: 3
Coding region: 1-384 (127 amino acids)
Source: RefSeq, a predicted model, not a curated record